AUGAUUGCUAUGCAGCGAUCUUUUUCGUCGCCCACAUGCACCCAACCUGAUCCUCAAUCAAGCCCUUCCGAAGUUCGCUCCAGCUCACCGACCCCUUCAUCCCCCGAGAAACAUGUCGAACGUCCCGCCGAUAUGCGCAGCUUCGAAGACCGAAGCCCUACGCGCACCGCUGGAAAAGCAAACAUGUCGGCCAGGCGCAGCGAGGAGGUUGCUCGAUGGGCGCCCAAGUUGGAGCAGAGAACCGCACCCUGCGUAGCCCUGAAGCCUCUUGUAACGCAAGAAACCAUUGCUUUACCGCAGACUCGCGGCGAGGAUGCGCCCCCGAGCAGGAGCAGCCCUAUCGAAGGCCACAUUGACUUGGACGAAAAUCAUUCACAGACUUGUGAAUCACCACCUUCCCGCAUACGAGUUCCGCAGCUUUUCCUCCGCGACGUCACGGAGUAUACCAACCCGCAACUGGCCCCGGAAAGCAACCACCUAACCUUGGAAGAAUUGGCACACCUCGUUCGCCUGAGCAAGUAUCAGGAGCGCAAGCGCGCUACUACACGAGUCCGGCUGCAGCGCAGCCUGGUUUCUACAGCACUUUCCGCCAGAUUGACAAGAUGCGGGGAGUCAACCCACCGCAAUCUGGUAAGCCUUUUCCGGACCCAGGACAAGAAGGCCUUUGCCAGUCUCUACAAGGCGGUUCAUGAUGUUCGCCUCAGUUGUAUGGAGACGAGGAAAUACGCCAUGCUCGAACCAGACAUGGAGUCUUUGUCUAUGCAGUCCCCGGGUCUGGCUUCCUCCGAAGCUCUCGGUGCCAUGCCGGGUUCCACGGCGUCUCUGGUCGGCUCUAGUGCCCCCUUCCUUAAUGACAUAUCUCCAGCGUCCAAGGAGUCCUUGUUGGAUUUCAUUGCUCAGCUACGGAAUAACCCGGACUAUCUGGCUGCACGGCUUUGCUCACUAAAUGCCACGGAGCUCUCCGCCUUAAAAACUUUUGACCAAAAUCACGAACCAAUAGAGUCUGUCUUGCCAUCGUCGGCCUCCGCUUCAUCCAGACUGUCCGCCUCCAACCCGAGAGAAAGGACUUCCAUAUUGAGGAGUGUUUCGCAGAGGCAUACAACCCCCUCAGCAAACCAUAUUGAGCAGCUAUUGUCUUUCCAAAGGCACGAUCCGCUGGCUGCACUUAUUCAUACCUGCUUUGCAAACUCGGCGGGCCCAGACAGUGCCGAAGAUCGUCGCAGGACCGAUGUAUGGGCCACUGCUUUGGCGCGUUUGAUCUCUGAGAGGCGGACUGGGAACGAUUCCAUCUUGUUCUCGGUCCUCAACGCCUGGUCUACAAUGCGCGAUUGGCCCGGCCGCUCGAACAUGGAAUGGUACCUGAUGAAGAUCCUGGAGGACGGUGCCUUCAUCCUCGACAAGGCCGAGGACCAGAACGGUACACGGUUCAACCUGACCGCUUGGACCAGAGAGGACUCGCACAAGUCGGAACGGUUCUAUGAGCGAGCCGUGGAGAAGCUGUUUGAUAUUCUGGACGAUGAAGAAAACACCGGUAUCCCCGAAGGCCUUGUUGAGCUUGGAAAUGAAAUUCUAAGGAAACUCGACCCGCAGUUUGUCGAGGGUGCAAGGCGAGGCAUAGUUGUCAACUGGCUUUUCCAUGUCUGGCUUUUGGAGGUCAUGAUCUACCCGGAAACACGCGGCAUGAUGGCCGAGUACCACAUUACUGAUUACGGCCGCCAAAAGAUACUCAAAAACGUUGCGUUGAAAGCGGCGGGCUUGGUCAACGAGAUGAUGUCGGGAAGGCACGUCAAGCCAGAGAUCGCCAAACAUAUAGACAAUAUUCUGGCUCGAUUUGGACCAUCACAUGUGUCAAAACCGAAGACACGAUUACUACCCGCAAGGUCAUUGACUUCAUUGAGGGAGACAGUAGAAGUCCACCCGUAUCUCCUCAUAUCGCCUGCUGACCUCGUGACCAUGGUCAACGCACUUUUCCCCGAGAAGCGGCCGCAGUCAGCACAGUCAAGCAAAUUCCGCUCUCGCACCACGUCCUUGUUUGACUUUGCCGCGCCUUCGCAGCCGAUGAAAGCGAUGGGAAACCGAAACAACACGGCGCACGAUGGCGCUUCCAUCAUAAGCACAAGUCUUUCAUCCGUGUUUAGCGAUGCUACCACGUCAGACGAUCCGCUUUUGGAGGAGCAACACACGGGGAAUUCCGGUAGUCGCUAUUCUCCACCUCCUCUUUCUCUGCCCAAACGCGUCAACACAUAUGAAGAGGACGGCUUUCGUCUACGGGAGGCUAUUCACGACAUGACUCACUGCUUGGGUCAGGAAGUGGUUCAGGGGACAUGUCAUCCGUGCACUGAGCGCUGGGCGGUCUUGUUCAUCUCGCCCGACGGCAACUCGUUGUCUACGCAGAUGAUAUAUGAUCCCGACGAAGAUGAGAACGAGGAGGAUGAGCGAUCGCCAUCUAGUGACACUGAUGACGAGGAUGCCGAAGAGGGCAGUUUGGAUCUCGACAAGGACUACCAUCAGCUCCGAGACUCGAUACUCAAGCUGGUCGAGGACUUUGAGAUACCUCAAGAAAAACCGGCAUCGGGCAAGAACACGAAAACAUUUAGCAACAGAACAUACUCCACCUUGAAGCGGUAUAAAUCGAGAAACCGAAUAUUCAUAACUGAGCACAGGAGAGAAAAUCGGGAACGUCAAGACGGGGCUUUUUCUUUAUCCGAUUUGAACGGUGCAAAACCCGUCGACGAGACCGAGUCGAGCAAAGACGCGGCAGACGAAGGCCAACAUACUGAUAUCGGUGCCAUGGACUCAGAAGUUGCCGAAGGGGAAUCGGUACUCGUGACGAUGCUAAAAGCUGCAUCGGCACAAGCACGCGCGCAAUCCGACUUUGUAGCGGCCCACGACUACUGGCGUACACUGGAGAGACUCAAUUCGCUCAACUCACCCUCCCUUCGCUCAAACGGCUUCGCCGUCCUCCUCAACAUCUUCUCUCGCGGGCCUCGCGGCUCCAUCAGAAGAUCUGCGUCCGCCAUUGAGGAAUACGAUGCAUGGCUCGUGUGGCUCAAGCAGUCCCAGGAGCGCACCGACAGCGCCAUAGAGUCCAUGAUGAAGCGUCUUGCAGCAUUGAGAGACAAGGCCUGGUACGUCAUGGAUGUACUGAAUUCGAACCCGUACGACCACAGUUCCAAGAUUGCCACCGCUCUCAAGGCAAUGGGCUCACAACCAAGCACACGGCCGCCUGUCAACCAGAAGAGCGCCAAGCUUGCGUUUUUGUACACUACAGAGUCUCAAAUGACAGACAUGUUGAGCGGCGGGAAAGAGUAUGGCUUCUGGAACAAACUCUCGGAUGAUCACUCGGAAAAGACGACAAAAUGGCUGCGACACCUCAACAUUGAAAACUUUUGCAAAGGAGAGGAGCGUAUUCACAGACUCGGGCUCGAGGUGGAUAUCUGCAUCAACAAGCUUGUGGGCGAUGGUGUGACGCCGGCACCAGAACUUUGGACAAACGACCUAUACGCGGUCGACCGGGGAAGUUUAGACCGAAACACCCCCAAAGAACGGGAUUGGGACGAUGCCUCGAGCAUUGUGAGUGAUGUCGACAGGCGCUACCCAAGCCGAUUCGGCUCUGGCCUUAGAGACCUUCGCAGUGUUUCUUCUUUCAACAUGAGCCAACAUUCGUUCGACUCGGGUCGAUUCAGCUUUUCGAGGGCCUCAGGCGCUGCAAUGAGCGAGGCACUAGACUCGCAGAGCUACUUUGGGGCCUCAUCGCCCGUGCAUACCAUAGAUUCCACAGUCACGUACUGGUCGCAGUUCCAGUCGGCCAUUUCCACCCAAGGCAGCGUCGCCCGGCCACAGUCACCUACUACGAGUUUUACGAGUCUCUCGGGAUCCAUGGCUGUGCCGCAAACCUACAGAACGCUGCGCUCUCAGCUAUCAUCUGCUUCAUUGAGGCCAGGAACGUCAGCCUCGUCUAACGAGACGGUGCUCAUGCAGCGGCUUUCUGAGGAGAAGACGCGCUUCCUUGCUCGGCUGAGACAAACGCUGACGAGUCUCUUGCUAUCUGACCUGGGAAACCUGGUGUUUGCCAGGGGCUCUGAAUCAGAUCUUUGGUUCCGAGAUCUCGGGCAGCGAUGCAUCAAGCACCGGGACAGCACAGAUCGCCAGCAACAGGCCCCUGUUGUAGUAGAGAAGAGAAGAUCCAAGGAGAUGGGUGGCUUGCGCCGUGCCAUCGAGAAGAAGAGGAGCUUUGAAAACCUCCGCAAGGCCGGGGAGAAUGCAUCAUCUGUGACUAUGGACGAUGGGGGUGUCAAGCUUACCGUUCCCGCUACCAGCCCAGACAUGCCAACCGAGGGCAGCGCGAACACAUUGCAAAAUAACACAUCUGCUACGGAUAGCACGACAACAAACUCUACCUUGGCAUCGUCUUUGAAGCCGAGACGGCGAUCGAAAAACUCAGAGUUUCCAUUCACGAAGGCAUACCAACGUCUAUUAAGGAUGUUCUGUGUUCACCCGAACCCUAUGGUCAAGCUCGACGCACUUUACGAGCUUGAGCAGCUUAUAAUAGCUUCAUUGGUUUCGAGCGGCUCCCGCAAGCGGCCAGGAUUGUCUCAGCGAGGCAGCAGCGGGUCCGGCCAGCCACCUGUGGGCGGAAGUGUAUCGCCGCCUACGCCCUCUCUUGCCAAGCCUUUGGAGAAGACUAUUGACAAUGUCAAGGAGCGAAGGUCGCACACCAUGAGUCUCAGAUCGCAUCUGCCUCCGUCAGUUCAGGGCAAUACAGAUGCGAUCGUUAACGUUUUGCGUACGCUUUUCCGAGACGCUGCAGUUCGACCAAAAACUCUUUUCCGUGACCUGCAGUUCAUUGCGUCGUUUGUUCCAGGGUCUGUCCUUGAUCAGACAGAGAAAGGCAUGGCUUUUUGGAAUGUUGGGCUGGCUGCUUUGCUUCUGAAGCAAGAGGUUUGCGGCACGAUUGUCGAGAUGGCAGACGAGAUCCUCAAGACGGCCAGCACUGGCAACGCUGGCAUCAGCAUGUCAAGCGUGCCGCCUUCUACCACCGGCUUUUCAGGUACGGCAUCAACCUCGUCGGCUGCCUCUGGGGGAUCGUCGUCAGUUCCGUCAACGUUUGUCGAAGCACCCACCAAGAAAGACGCUGAACGCAUGUGGAUCAUCACAGCCAAGGAGGGCCACCCAACGGCGCAGCGGGAAUUGGCGCUCUUCUACCUCAUCGAAGACCCAUCAGAGUUUGAUGUCGAGAAGGCGACUCUGCCCCUUUCCAAGAUCAGCGGAGUGCUCAGGCAACAGGUGUUGGACAACUACGCGACUUCCCGCAAGGGCAGCGAGUCGGGCACCAAGGACCCAGUACGUAUGUGCCUGGCCAUCCACUGGGCGGCGGCAGCAGCAGAAGGUGGUGAUGGGAUUGCGAGGGACUUUAUUAAACAGCAGGACGACCAGUUGGGACUGGCCAAGUAG
Pyricularia pennisetigena is the source of this 5454-nucleotide messenger RNA. RefSeq lists its product as uncharacterized. The transcript is spliced from 2 exons. The record is from RefSeq and is a predicted model, not a curated record. NCBI's taxonomy places the organism in Eukaryota, Fungi, Ascomycota, Sordariomycetes, Magnaporthales, Pyriculariaceae. The coding region runs from base 1 to 5454 and encodes 1817 amino acids.